GUCUUUAAAAAACGUAAGAAACUUUUCCCCUCAAACCGGGGAAUUUAGACUACCUUGUAUUUGCAAUGCGUCGUAAAGAGUAGUGAUAACAGGCUUUGACAACAACAUGUCAGAUACCCUAACAACCUCAACUUCUCGCGGUGGGUCUAGACGGAUGGUUAGUCCUGUAACGUUUAAAAAGGACAGAGAUACUGCGGAUGUACAAAUCAACCGAAGCUCACUGGAAAAUGGCUACGGCUUUAGCGACACAUUCACGAAUUCUACAGGUUCUUCAAUUUCUAUGCCUCAAAUUGACUCGUGUAUUCUAGGAAAGGAAACCCUGGAACAGAGGGAAAAGUUUACUCUUUACAAGAUCGAAGUAAACAAUGGUCGAAAAAGUUGGAUAAUCUACAGACGUUAUGGAGACUUUGUUCUUUUGAAUAAAAAGUUACGCAGGCUUUUUCCAGAAUUUCGACUGCAUUUGCCUGGCAAACGUUUCUUCAAAGAUAACUUUGAUAAAGGCUUUAUUGACAAACGCCAAAGAGGUCUUGAAGUGUUCACGAACAAUUUGUUUGGCCAUCGAAAUCUUGUUCUCAGUGAUCCAGUUCAGAGAUUCUACAGAUUGAAUAACCCUCCUCAACCCAGUGAGAGUCUUGAGGCUUGCCAGGACUAUUGUCAAUCCCUUGAACAUGCUCUGGCAGAUUUGCGUCAAAAGUUACGUAACCAGACUGCUGAACUUAAUUCCUUGAAAACAGAACUAUCCCAAGUGACUUAUUACAGGAAUGAAAAUCAGCAUCUCUGUGAACACCUACAGCAACAGCAGACUAAUGUUGAUCAACUCACUAAGAGUCUACAAGAUCAACUGAACAUUGCUUUAGAGAACGAAAGAAGAGCUAAGGAAGAGGUGGAAACCUUGAAGGAAGAGAUGAAAGCUGAACGCGCUUCUGUACAGGCUGCGAGGGUGAUCGAAAAACAAAAGAGAGAUGAAGGAAUUAAUAGGCAGAUGGACUUGUUUAAACAAUCACAGGAGGCUGUCAAUCAAAGAGUCGAUUCUCUUGUUCAUUCCUUGGAACAGCAAUCAAUAAUUGAAAUAAAAAUUGCUGGGGUGACACAAGAAAUGAAAACUGGUGAACGCACAGAAAACAAGGCAAUUCAGCUUAAGAAAGCUCUUGAUGAAACUAGAACUCAACUUGACAAAAUUCACAGAAAUUCAUUAGAGAUGUAUCAGCAAGAAGUUGAAGACCUCAAGGUUGAGUUAUCCAGAGCAGAAUUUUUGGCAAAGGCUAAAACUCAAGAGGCAGAGUCACUGAGGGCAGAGAUUUCUGGUCUUCAUAGAAAAUAUCAGGAUUUCAGGAAGGCACAAGAUGAUUAUAUUUCAGACCUUCUCAGUAAAUUCAAUGACCUUCAGCGAUAUGCUGUUUCAACAGAGGAGAAAUAUUUCUUCUCUCUUGUUAUUGGUGUUAAACUCAACAUGGGUGUAUGUGGAUUAAGAGUGGACCAUAUAAAUCACCUCAAACCACCGACACUUUUUGAACAAGUACGGAAUCACGGCUACUCCAUAGAACAUUGGCCAAGUUGGUUGUCUCGCACACUGUCAAAUGCCUCAUCAACACUUGAUCCUGAGGAUGAAGAUUAAUUUUGCUUCUUAGCUCUUUCACUCCAAAGAUCUAAUUAGUAUUUCUGUCUCACAACCUUUUGUUAUUACAUGGCAGAAUUUAGUAUUGGAUCAACUUAAAGUUCCCUAAGUUAUUUUCUGCUUUAUUCUCAUCACUUUUCUACUUGAUAUUGUACUGAUAUUGUAAGGAGAAGUUCUCUCUUCGUCACUCAUGGGAGUUGAAGGGUUAAAAUCAGAGUCUGUAUGAUUGUUUUGGUUUAUGUGUGUGUGUUUUUAAUCUUCUGUCCCUCAGGUAAAACACAAUGUAAAUUCUGCCAGCAAAAUCUUGUUUUUUCAUUGUUUAAGUUUGAAAAUUAUUUGCAUUAUUGAGUUUUGUUUUGAUUGUUUCUCUCAUGAGUGUGUUAUACCCUCAACUCCCAUGAUCUGAUUAGUUAUUCUCCAUUCUAACUGCCUUACAUUCACUUGUAAAUUAAUCAAGAGAAGGUGGUGUUGCAUCAGGAAAACUUCCUUUGGGUGAUAAGUUUCUUUCUUUUCAACACCUUCAUAUCUGAUAAUACACUGAUAUUAUCAUUUCAAGGGCAGAUUGUUUCCUCUUAAGAAUAAUUUCAUUUUUUUCACUGGUAUAAUCUCGCUUCCUUUUUUUCUAAUCCUUUUCGGAAAAAUCCCACCAAUCUUUUUUGU
Messenger RNA from Pocillopora verrucosa, 2275 nucleotides. Its product is annotated as coiled-coil domain-containing protein 18-like. Gene Ontology annotation, biological process: protein targeting to lysosome; endosome to lysosome transport; early endosome to late endosome transport. Gene Ontology annotation, molecular function: phosphatidylinositol binding. Gene Ontology annotation, cellular component: extrinsic component of endosome membrane; early endosome; late endosome. Lineage: Eukaryota; Metazoa; Cnidaria; Anthozoa; Scleractinia; Pocilloporidae. The record is from RefSeq and is a predicted model, not a curated record.